AUGGACUUUCUCCUCGGUCUAUUGACGUACCUGGCUUGGGGACGGAGUCUCGCCUUUGACGGGCUCCGUAUGCCACGGCUCAUGAUACAUGCCAUAUUGCUGGUCAGACAGAUGCGUCUGGAUCAGGCAGUCCCUGAGCGGGGGCACAUCACGGAACCCGUUGCCGCGUUGUUUGCCGGCGACAGCGGCGGCGGCGGCAACAAGUUUGGCUACGCGGGCCAACUGACACCGGCACAAUUUCUGGAGCGCCAGCGUGCCGUCCUCGGGUGUUUUGUGCUCAGCUCCGCCGUCUCGGCCUACUGCGGUCAUGUUGAUGCUCUUCGUUGGACGACGCACAUGGAGCAAGGCCUUGCGGCCAUCAGCGCAAACAAGGCAUGUCCCACAGACGAAGCGUUCGCUCUGCAGGUCCGUUUGCAGCUCCUUGCCUACCAAAGCAAUCAGCUCCUUCGACAGCAUGACUUGAACCCAGGCUCUAGCGUAUCAGAGGCGUCAACAUCUCCCGCUCUCAUGUCUCUCGAGACACAUCUGGAGCAGCUCCACAAACUUCAGCCGGGUGUGUCCUCAGGCCUGCUGUAUGGGAAGUUGGCCAUGGCGCACGCACACUCUGUAGAGCUAUGCCUCAAUCUGAGCCUCUACUCCCUCGCGUCGACCGUGCCGGUCAUGCUGCGACAGUUUGGCAGGAUGACUCGCAGCGGACCUACGAGCGGCUUGUCCGAGGGCACGACGGAUAGCAGGACGGCCCGGCACGAGCAAACACAGCGCCUCUGGCAGUGCACGCGCUCUGGCAAAGCGUGCGUGUCGGCCAUGCUUGGCCUCUCGCCGUCCGAGCUUGCAAACGUCUCCUUCAUCCAGUGGGAGCAGCUGACACGCUCUGUCGCCGUUCUUCAUCAUCUCGCCACGGAACUGGAAGACCCGAUUUGGGACCGACAAGCAAUGCGUGCUGACGCUGAUGUGCCUGGGCUUUUCGAAGGUGCUGUGAACAAGCUGCGGCUAGUUGCCGAAUGGAGAGGGGAGAAGGACCCCGGCGACGCCUUUACCGGCUUGGCUUGCAAGUUGUGCAAGUGGUGCUCCGAUGGUUAUGGCGUAGUAGUGGAGCGCGCCACUGCCGAUGCCUAUCGGUCGUUUGCAAUUGCCAUUCAAUCCUUGUUGACGGGUAGUCGCCACGCCGGUCAUCUUUCUCUAGCGCCCUUUGACCUCAACGGCUCUGGCUCCGGUUAUCCUAAUACGAAACGGGACCUGACUACUGCAUCAGAUAAAGUUCGUGGUACAACCUCAGGAUGUCCUACCGCGGCGGCUUCGACCAACGCGGGCGCGGUGGUCCUCGUGGUGGAGGAGGCCCUCGCGGUGGUGGAGGCCAUCGCGGUGGAGGCGGCCCUCGCGGCGGAGGAGCGCCUCGUGGUGGCUUCGGCCGCGGAGGUGCUGCAGGCCCGCCAACAGUGUUCAGAGGACGCUAUCCAGGCGAGCCGACGAGCCCUCAGCCUCGACAGCCUUCAGCUCAAGGCUGCCUUUCCCACACGGCCCGGCUACGGCACCAAGGGCAAGGCCAUCGUUCUCUGGAGCAACUACGUCACGUUUGCCGUCGCCCCUAAGCUCGUUCUGUAUCGCUACGACAUGUCCAUCCAGCCCAGUGCUCCCAAGAGAAAGACGACGCAGAUUAUUCGCCUCCUGCUUCAGUCGUCCGAGCUCAACCGUGUUCGAGAUGAAGUCGUUACCGACUUUCGGUCGACACUCAUAUCUCGUCAGGAGUUUCCCGAUCAGGCCGUGCAAAUCACGUAUCGCGAGGAAGACGAGGACGAUCCCGCCGAGAACGCCACGGUGUACACGGUGACGCUCCAGCGCACCAAUGUGCUGUCCACUUCUGAGCUCAUCGACUACGUCACGUCGACGAACGUGUCGGCCAAUUACGACGCCAAGCUGCCCAUGAUUCAGGCUUUCAACAUCUUUCUGAACCAUUACGCCAAGUCGACCGGCAGCCUUGCCACCAUCGGUUCGUCCAAGACGUUUGCCAUGGACCCGGCCGCCUCCGACCAGUUUGACCUCGGCGGUUGUCUCACCGCUAUCCGCGGUUUCUACGCCAGUGUCCGCGCGGCCACGGCCCGCGUGCUCGUCAACGUCAAUGUCAGCCAUGGAGCGUUCUACCAAGAGGGCCCGCUCGAUCGGUUCAUCAUGACGUUUGGCAAGGCCCGUGGGUUCUACAAGCUGGAGCGCAUCUUGAAGAAGCUCCGCGUAACGACAAAUCAUCUCCGGGAGAAGAGAAACCGCAACGGCAAAGUCAUCCCACGGGUCAAGACAAUCAUUGCCUUGGCAAGCCCUCGUGAUGGCCAAGGCCUGCCGCAUCCGCCGCGCGUGCGAGAACACGGCGCGGGUUCAAACGGGGUUGAGUUCUGGCUUGACGCUCAGCCCGCAGCAUCGUCUGCUUCGUCCGCCGGCACGAAGAAGGGAGGCAAGGGCAGCAAAGCGGGCCCGCAGAAGGCACCAUCCGAAGGCCACUAUAUCUCGGUCUAUGACUUUUUCUUGAAGACGCACAACAUCAAGAUCGCCGACCCCUCCAUGCCCGUGGUCAACGUCGGCACUCGCGACCGGCCGUCCUACCUUCCUGCGCAAGUCUGUUCCGUGAUUCCAGGCCAGGCAGCGCAAACAAAGCUCGACCCUGGCCAAACGCAGAACAUGAUCAGGUUCGCAGUCCGGCGGCCAGCCGACAAUGCCACGUCGAUCGUCAGCCAGGGUCUGAGGACGGCUGGCCUUUCUCCUGCCACCAACCCGCUACUGGCCACGUUCGGCGUCACUGUCGGAACGGAUCUCGUCACCGUCCAUGGUCGCAUUCUCGCUACGCCGAGGGUCCUGUACAAGGCCAACCAAAAGGCCCAAAUGAUGGCCGGCGGUUGGAACAUGGUUCCCCAAGGCGGCCCGGCCCUCAAGUUCAGCACUACUAUGGCGCUGAGGACUUGGUCGUGCCUGUACAUUGAAUUCCCUCCAGAAUUCUACCACGACGCGCAUAAGUUUACGAUGGAAGGCCUCACUGAUGUGAUGAACAAAUUCUACGCCGUCUUAGUAGGCACUGGAAUCGCCGCCAGCACCCCCAUGAAGCCACAGCGCGUCCGCCUCCGCGACGAGGAGGACCCGGCUCUAGAUCAGUGUCUUCAACGCGCUGCCAACUCUUUGGACCUACUCUUCGUGGUACUGCCUGCCGGCCCGAUUCCUCUAUACAACCGCAUCAAGUAUCUCGGCGAUGUCAAAUAUGGUAUCCAGACAGUUUGCUGCGUCGGCAAGAAGCUUGCCAAGGCUAGCGGCCAAGACCAAUACUUGCGCAACGAGGCUCUCAAGGUCAACCUCAAGCUCGGCGGCAGCAACCAAGUCGUGGAGCCCAUGCGAAACGAUUUGAUCGCCGAUGGUAAAACGAUGGUUGUUGGCAUCGACGUAACCCACCCUUCUCCGGGCUCCAGCUCUGAGGCUCCCAGCAUCGCCGGCAUGGUUGCCAGUGUGGACAAGUCCAUGGGGCAGUGGCCUGCUGCCCUGAGAAUUCAGCCCCAGAGACGACAAGAAAUGGUGGCGGAUCUCAAAGACAUGCUACUGUCUCGUCUGAGGCUUUGGCACACCAAGGGAAAGAAUGCCUCGCUUCCCGAAAACAUACUGGUGUAUCGCGACGGCGUCUCCGAGGGCCAGUACCAGCUCGUCCUGAACGAAGAGCUGCCGCUUCUUCGCGCUGCCUGUAAAGAGAUUUAUCCAACUGACGCACAGAAAAAGGGAUUGCCUCGCAUGACUGUCGUCAUUGUUGGAAAGCGGCACCACACGCGGUUCUACCCGAGCUCGGAGGCUGACAUGGAUCGUUCCGGCAACACCAAGCCCGGUACCGUUGUCGACCGCGGCGUCACCGAGGGGAAAACUUGGGACUUUUUCCUUCAGGCGCACGCUGCACUGCAGGGCACUGCGCGGCCGGCACACUACGUCGUGGUGCUGGAUGAGAUCUUUCGUGCGAGACACGCGCGUUCGAGUGCCGAGGCGGCUGCCUCGGAUGAGCUGCAAGAGUUGACGCAAAACAUGUCCUACACGUUUGGGCGCGCGACAAGGGCGGUCAGCAUUUGCACGCCGGCCUACUAUGCGGAUAUUCUCUGCGAGAGGGCCAGAUGCUACCUGUCCAGCCUGUUUGAAGGAUCGACCAACGCGUCUGUGACGGACACUGCUGGUGGCGUUGGCAGUGCGAGUGAUGACAUCAAGACGCACGAGAAACUCAAGGACACGAUGUUUUACAUCUAA
This is a messenger RNA of Purpureocillium lilacinum, 4254 nucleotides long. The record is from RefSeq and is a predicted model, not a curated record. Lineage: Eukaryota; Fungi; Ascomycota; Sordariomycetes; Hypocreales; Ophiocordycipitaceae.